Molecule: messenger RNA, 8337 nt
Organism: Oncorhynchus keta (chum salmon)
Lineage: Eukaryota; Metazoa; Chordata; Actinopteri; Salmoniformes; Salmonidae
Gene: col4a4
Product: collagen, type IV, alpha 4
Exons: 49
Coding region: 626-5641 (1671 amino acids)
Cellular component (GO): collagen trimer
Molecular function (GO): extracellular matrix structural constituent
Source: RefSeq, a predicted model, not a curated record
UCAUCUGUGCAUGCGGGUGUGAUGAUGCCGCUGAGCACUAGCAACAGGACACUCCAGAGCAGUGCGGGAAAAGUGAGAAAGUCCGUAAUUUCAGUUGGAUAUCUUUGUAACUGUAAAAGCAAUGCAGCAGCCCUCUUGAAUACAUGUGUUUUAAAAAUAAGAAGAAAUUGCCUACUGCUCGCUGUCACUGCGACGGGUUUCUGGACUUUGAUAGGUGGUGGGUUAGAUCACUAUCCUUAGAUAUAGCGCGUGGUAAAGAUAACCCUCAAGAAAGAGUGCUUUUACCUUCGAGCCCCCAUUCACACCUGACAGCUAAGCAUUUUAAGGCUAAAUAAUACACCCAAGUCAUAGGCAACAAAGUGUAACUGCUGAGGUAUAAUAAGAACGAGUGGGACAUACAAUCGUCGAGAAACAUAUUGUAUAUGUUGGAAAAGAACAAGUGUAUGCGAAAGUAUUGUCACAGUGGGACUUGAACUUGCACGACAUUUCGUCAACGGAGUCCGACACAGUGUAUCAAGACUGGGGAGAGGUCGAGAAGCAGUCUCAUCGUUGCUGUUGCACCAAUCAGAGGCAAGGCAGAGGUCAAGGGCUUGUCUGGAAGCAGGACACGCCCUAAGUGGCGGAGAUGACGGUCUCUACCUGCUGCACCACCUGGACCAAACUCCCUCUCUGGUGGCUUGUGAUAAUGGUCGUUGCUGGACAGGCCGUAAUGGGGGGGGACCAACCGGAGGGACUCUGUGGGGGGCGGGACUGCUCCACCUGCCAGUGUUUCCCUGCUAAAGGAGCCCAGGGUGUUCCAGGAGUUUUAGGACGACAGGGGCCUCAGGGGCCACCUGGGUUCCCGGGCCCCCAGGGGCCUCUUGGAGAGAAGGGAUAUCGAGGAGAGGAGGGCUUCCCUGGCGUAUCUGGACCGAAGGGAGACGUGGGUAUUGCUGGCGUACCAGGAUAUCCUGGACUAGAUGGUGUCCCGGGCCACCCAGGGCCAGGGGGUGUUCCUGGUCUACCAGGGCUUGAUGGCUGUAACGGGACCAGAGGGGACUCUGGUUUCCCUGGAAUCCAUGGUCUGGAUGGGCCUGAUGGGGGAGCGGGUUUCUCAGGGAUCAAAGGAGUGCCAGGGGACCCCACCGUUCAGUUCAUCCAGUACCCUGGUAUACCUGGUGAUGUCGGCCAUGCUGGGGUUACUGGACUGCCUGGCUUCCAAGGCAUUAGCGGCCCUAGGGGACCUACUGGACCAGUUGGUUUGGAUGGAUCAGAUGGUUUAACUGGUUCACCUGGCCUGAGAGGUCUGCCUGGAGAGAAAGGAAGAUCAUUGCCAGGACAGAAAGGAGAUGAAGGAGACCAGGGUACCCAAGGGCCCCCAGGACCCUUUGAGUUUGUGGACCCCCCAGAAGACUUCUACAUCAAAGGAAGCAAGGGGAGGAGUGGUGUGAAGGGAGAGUGUGGACCCAGGGGAAGUGAUGGAUUCGACUCGUUGACAGGGAUAAAAGGAGAAAAGGGAAUCAUCGGAUUUCCUGGAGUCAGGGGUCUUCCUGGAUAUCCUGGCUUCCCUGGGCCACCUGGUGUAAAGGGGAUCCUCGGGAGCCCUGGCCUACCUGGUCUGAUAGGAACGGAGGGACCCAAGGGGUUCCAAGGAGAUCUUGGUCCCAAAGGACUGACAGAGUUCAGGCAGGUUAAUUAUACAGCUUGUAGAGGGAUGCCAGGGGAGUCGGGGCUGCCUGGAAGACCAGGACCACCUGGAGAUGUUGGGGAGAUGGGGAUGCACGGCCGCCAAGGACUGCCUGGGGUAUCAAUACCUGGUACCAAUGGUGAGCCUGGCCCAAUAGGGAUGACUGGCACCAAGGGGGUUAAAGGAGAGCCAGGGAUGCACUACCAGAACGGGCCUACACCCGGAGAGCCUGGUAAACCGGGCACAGCAGGCCUCAGUGGUCUGAAAGGAGAGCGCGGCCCCCCAGGUACGUACUGCACCCCUGGUUCACCAGGAGAGCCUGGAGCAGAUGGAGAUCAAGGUCCUCCUGGAUCUGCAGGGUUCCCUGGUAGCAAAGGAAUUGAUGGUGAUUGUGAUUGUGAGCUCCUCCAGCCUUCAAAGGGAGACCCUGGCUUUAUGGGGAUUCCUGGAUUGCCAGGGUUACGAGGACUUUGUGGGGCACCAGGCCCGAGGGGUGACAUUGGUUUUCCCGGAGACAUAGGAAGAAGUGGGGCAGACGGCUUCCCAGGAUUUGCAGGUGUCCGGGGUCCAAAAGGUCAGAAAGGUGACAUCUAUCUAUGCAUUAAAGGUGUGAAGGGAGACAUUGGCCUCCCAGGGCUGGCUGGUCGUCCAGGCUUCACUGGGAGGAGAGGAGACGAAGGGAAUCCGGGUGUGCCUGGUGACGCUGGCCCAGAGGGUGACAGUUACUCAGGUUUCCCGGGUGAGAGAGGGUAUCCAGGUAAUGACGGGCCAAAAGGGCUUGCUGGACCCGUCGGCCCCCCAGGACCUGAUGUGAUUGGGGCCGUGGGGGAACGGGGACUCCCAGGCGACCAGGGACCUCCAGGAUUCAGGGGAUCUCCUGGGCUCAAAGGAGUCAGGGGUGACACCCUACCCUGCAUACCCAGUAACCCUGGUGCCCCAGGACAGAAAGGCGAUUCCGGAAGCCCAGGGCUGAACGGAGAGUCAGGACCCCCAGGGUAUCUUGGAGCUGUGGGCCCAGACGGGGUGAAGGGAGAGAAAGGAGACUUUGGGCUGUCUGGCCCACCUGGAACCAUAGGCUCGUCGGGGUGUGUUGGAGACUCUGGAGAGGCUGGUGCUGAGGGUCUGAGCUACGACGGAGCUGCCGGCUCUCCUGGCUUCCGAGGGUCUCCAGGACUGAAGGGCCCAUUUGGGGACUCUGUCCCUGGUGCUCCAGGACCUAUAGGCCUCAAGGGCGUACUGGGUCUGUCGGGGCCCAAAGGAGUGCCAGGUCCACCCGGUCCAAUCGGAUUAACAGGUGCUGCGGGGCUUCCUGGUACACUGGGAAGGAAGGGGGAGCAGGGAGAGAGUGGUGCCACAGGCAGAUAUGGGGCCCCAGGGCCCACCCCUGAACAGUGUGAAGAGGGGGCCCCAGGCCUUCAAGGAAUCAUGGGACUAAUAGGGGACAUAGGCCCUCCAGGUUACGCAGGCGAGAAGGGUGAUAACGGAGAGGAGGGUCUGUCCGGCACGGGUCCUAAAGGAGCUGCAGGGAAACCGGGCUCUCCAGGGUUUCCUGGGUACCUUGGAGCCCAGGGCCCCGUGGGGCCAUUAGGAGAACCUGGCAUACCCGGGGCUCAAGGGCAGAAAGGUAUAAUAGGGGUACCUGGUAGGGAUGGGUCAGUGGGUGGUCCAGGGAGGAGUGGAGCACUAGGAUCCCCGGGAAGGAAAGGAGAGAGGGGCUUUGACGGUCAACGAGGCUUACCAGGAGAUGAGGGCCUCAAAGGAGAAAAGGGUAGAAAAGGUGCCCCCGGAGACACAGGAGACACCAUCUUCAUUCCGAUCAAAGGACUACCAGGAGCUCCCGAACCCCCAGGUCUGGAUGGCUUCACUGGUCCAAGAGGUGACAAGGGUCCUGCGGGAGGCAGGGGUCUACCAGGGUACCCAGGGCUUUUGGGGGGGCCUGGCAUAGAGGCUGGGCCUCAAGGACCACCUGGUACAUGUGGACGCUCAGGUGAACCUGGACUACCUGGCCUGCCUGGCCAGAGGGGUAUCAUAGGCUUCCCUGGAGAGAUUGGUGAUCAGGGUGAAUCUGGGUGUACUGGAUCUCCUGGCACACCUGGCUUCCCAGGGUACAGUGGUCUUAAAGGUGAACGGGGCGACUCCAUUGGCAUCCCUGGACCGGGUGGUGAUAGAGGAGCUACAGGAGACACUGGAGCAUUUGCCGCACCGGGUGACCAAGGUGAUGUAGGUGAACCAGGAGUUUCAGGAGCUCCAGGACCUAAAGGGUUAACUGGUCCUCAAGGAUCCAUCGGACCUCCAGGGCCUGCUGGUGUGAUCGGACCCCCAGGCCUGAGUGGUAAACCUGGGGCUGAUGGUCUCCCAGGGACCUCUGGACAAACUGGGCCCAAGGGAGACCAAGGACCACUUGGACUCAAAGGUCCACCUGGACCACUGGGUUUGCAUGGACUGGACGGACUAAAGGGUGUGAAGGGAGAGGUUGGGGCCAGAGGCCCAGGUGUGCCCGGUCCCUCCGGUGCUCCAGGCUAUAAAGGAGAGAAGGGUUCCAGAGGGUGUCAAGGGCCUCAGGGGCCCUCUCAGCCAGGACCUCUGGGCCCCAAGGGCCAGUCUGGACUAACGGGAAGCCCAGGAGACACAGGUGCCUCCGGUCUACCAGGCAUGGACUGUAAGGAGUCCAUGCCCGGCCACUGUGGGGAGUCAGGCUUCCCUGGACGCGACGGACCACCAGGUUCACCAGGUGACAUUGGCUGCUCCGGCCCUGCUCUGCCCAUGACCAGUGAAGAGGGGGACAACGGUGUGCCCGGCUUACCAGGGCUCAAAGGGGACAAGGGGACUUCAGGCCCCCCCGGGCUGCCUGGCAUUGCAGGGUUACCUGGGCCUAAAGGUGAGAGAGGAGCUUCGGGGAUGAUGGGGGUCCCAGGACACCCCGGUUCCACAGGUACAUGUGGGCCCCCAGGACCCAAAGGAAACAAGGGACUGCAAGGAGAUGAAGGUCCAAAAGGAGAAAAGGGGAAUGUGAUCACUCCAUUGAUAAUCCCACCUCCUCCUGGACCCGUAGGCGCACCCGGUCAACCCGGCCUUUCUGGCUUCACUGGCGGCCCGGGAUCCAACGGUUUUGAGGGACAGAAAGGGAGAAGUGGCCAGUUGGGUUCACCAGGAUUCCCGGGGCCCGAGGGCCCCCCAGGAGCAGACGGGGCCCCAGGGGACAGUGGGGUACAGGGGGAGAGGGGGGCAUUGGGACCACAGGGCGCCCCUGGUCCUUUGGGAGAUGCCGGCAGCCCAGGCCCCACCACCACCUUUAACUCUGGCUUCCUGUUGGUGAUGCACAGCCAAUCAGACAUGCUCCCUUCCUGUCCAGCAGACAUGACACAACUGUGGACUGGCUACAGUUUGCUGUACCUGGAGGGCCAAGAGAAAGCCCACACACAGGACCUCGGUCAGGCUGGGUCAUGUAUGCGUCUCUUCAGCACCAUGCCGUUCUCCUUUUGCAACAUGGGCACGUGUGACUACGCCAGCCGCAAUGACAAGUCCUACUGGUUGUCCACCACAGCGUCAGUGCCCAUGAUGCCCGUGGCAGAUCAGGACAUCCAACAACACAUCAGCCGCUGCGUGGUGUGUGAGGCCCCCUCCCCUGCUGUGGCAGUUCACAGCCAGGACAACAGCAAUCCCUUCUGUCCCCCCAACUGGAGGAGUCUUUGGGUGGGAUACUCCUUCCUCAUGCACACAGGGGCCGGCGAUGAGGGUGGUGGCCAGUCUCUGACAUCAUCAGGAAGCUGCCUGAGGGACUUCCGUGCCCAGCCAUUCGUGGAAUGCCAGGGCCCGCGGGGUACGUGUCACUACUUCGCCAACAUCUACAGCUUCUGGUUGACCCGGGUGGGCGCAGAUGGACCGCUGAGCUCCUCUACUUCACAGGGCACGCUCAAAGAGGAGUGGCAACAGCGCCUCAACGUGGGCCGGUGCAGCGUGUGUAUGAAGGAGUGACCCCACCCACCCUCCUUCUGGGCCCGGCCACAUCCCACAAGCACCGGCCCCAAAAUCUCGGACCCACCACAUCCCAGAGUGCUUUGAACAUGCACACUCAUUGGUUACCUGAGAGGCAGUAAUGAUACACCUCAUUAGUCACCAGAGAGGCUGUGACUACACUGGUUGUUUACCUGAAAGUCUCAAUAAUAUUUACAUUGACACAUGCUCUCUCUUAACUUGUUUUAUGCAAGUUCAUACCAAUGAACAUACAGUACUUGAUCAACUAUCCUUUGAAUAAUUUUUUUAGAUUAGUAACUUUUUUUCUCCUCCUGAAAUAUGUAACUUGGCUGAAAGCUCUUAAUAUGUGUAUUAUGUUUCCAGGUUUGAGUACCUAAUAUUACGUGUCAGAUUGUCCUUCGCUCGAGACUCCCAAGUCAACAACAAACAGAGUGGCUUCAAGCAUCAAUGUGGCCCAUCCACACUCAGAUUCAGAAAACUUGAAUGUCCUCAAUUAGGCAAUUAAUUUUGCAGCAAUCACAAUACAUACAGACAUUUCAAUUGUUACUAUGUUUUUUACGUACAACAGUGGUCCUCACACUCUUGGAAGCUGGGACUCUCCCAAAGCCUGUGAUGUUUUCUCGUCAUCCACCAAAGCCACAGUUGUGUUUAUUAGGUCACGCAACAAAUAACUUUUUAAAGUAGAAUGCCAAAAUAAGCAUUUUUGAUUGGAGAUGUCCAUGUCGUCCCUCCCUGUUCCGUUUUCUUAUGUUUUGAUUAGGCCUUGAUUCAAUCAGAUCAAGUUUUUUAUCCAAUUAAUGGUUUUAUUUAAUUUUCUGUUUAGAACUGUAUAGUGCUAAAAGCAGUAUAGUAUCUACUUCAUUAUCUGUAAACUGUAUAACAUGUUGAACAAUGCUUUAGUUUAGAUUGUACACGUUUAGAGAAACAAGGUGUCUGUUCCUUCAGUUCAUUUCAGUCCUCUCAUUAUUGGGCCUCCUUGUCAUUUAAUUGGGCUUCCUUUCACUUUGGUCUUUAAAAUUAAUUCUGUAAAAUAACUUAAGACCCAAACAUUGGUUGUCGAGGUAAUGGCACCAGUCGUUAAAAUGACUUCACCAUUUUGAAAAGCUCGUCUUUUCUUGCACGCUGCAGGAUGCCUUACACCGAUCUACUACGUCAUGUCUGAACAUUCAGCCUCUUUGGUCUCGACUUCAACACGCUACCCAAACUAACACAAGGAAUUAAGCCUCGCUAACACACGCAGAAAAGCAAACUCAGUAGUCAUUACACUUCAAAUGAGUGUGUAUAACAGUGUAAGACUGAAAUUUGCAACAGUCUUUAAAUGUUUCCCUGUACGUCUUGGCAUUAUUGUUUGUUGUAUGUAAAUAUGUUUGCACUGUCGAAAGAACAGGAUUGCUUUAUAUUUGUACUAUAAAUGUCAAGAGUAUUUAUUUAGGUAGGAAUCAUUGUGGUGCUAUUUUUAAAAAAUGGUGAAUGCAUGGUAUUUCUCAAAAUAAGAAUAUUAUGUUGUCAAAUGUUAGGACUCAGGCCACAAUGUCGGGAAGUAUUUGUAGGUGGUGGACAAGAGGAAAAAAGUUGGAAAACCGAGAAGCAUGGUGUCGCAUAACUGUGUUAAGGGGUGCUCGCAGAUUGACAGUCUUACCCUGCGAGGCCCCGUGUGGGGAUUUAUGUUCCAGUCAAGCAGUAACACACCUGAUUCAAGUAAUCAUAUCAAGACUUCAAUCAAGACAUUGACAAGUUGAAUCAGAUGUGAUGCUGCUGGGCUGGAACAAAAACCUGUACCACCACCCCAUCAGACUCUCGCAGUGCGAGAUUGUUUAAUCUCAUGUUCGUUAUGGUGAUGAAAAAGGGUAACAUGUCUUGGGAUAGUUUUUUUAUCCUACCAUACAUCAACAUUCUCAAUUUCUCAGUGCAAACAUACCCUUGCUGUCUGGUUAAAUUUGGACCCUAUGGUAAUUUUUAGGUCAAUGAGAAUAUUGUGGUCACCCGAGUGUCUUCUUUUAAAUGUAAUGUCUCAAAAGAUGACCAAAGUCAUAGGGCAACAGAACAUAACUAUUGUUAAAGGCCCCAUAUAAACAGGGCUGAAUUCACAUUUUCUGUACUGUUGGACUAGAGAGAGCUUCACAGUGGAAGCCACUCUCAGGAGGAUGUAACGUCACAGAAAAGUGAUUGUCUGUCAGAUUGAAUAGAGUUGUUUCAACUCCAUUCUAUUUCUAUCUGCAACAUUUUACAUUACUGAAUAUACCCGCUUCCCCUGAGUCAUUCCAUGUGAUUAACAUAAUGAGACCCUUUGUCCCAAUGAGAGCGCUGUGGGUGUAAAUAUGUAGAUGGGAAAACACUGACAGAAGUGGCUCUGAGUUGUUGACUGACUGACUGACUUCGGUUCUGGAAAGGGAGGGAUCGUUCUUCUCCAAACCCCUCCCCUUUCUCAAUGUGUGGCUUCUCCUGUAACGUUAGAGGCAUAUCAGAGGUUAAACAUAGUAACUCAACAUCACUGACACCGACACACGCAAACACAGAGGCUGAGCCACCCCGAAGACAAUCCUCUUCUUAAAACAUUUUGGUACGAUUUCUGUCAGCACACUUGAUCCUUAUAGGAUAAGCCUUUCACUAACACACACACUCCUAAGCAACCAGUAGUCUUAAAAGCAUUAUGUGGACUGUUUAAAAGGUAAAAAAUAAAUGCAUCUAAUUUCCAA